AGGUCACCAACGUGCCUGCUUCUGGAAAGGGGUGUGCACUGGGGAGGUCGGGGGCCUGUGUGCUUGGAUUUGCCACAAUUAGUUGGGUUGAAAUAAGAAACCGAAAGCUCAGGACACCCUGAGAAACCCUCUUGCCUUUUUUGGAAGGUGCUACUUAGCGAGGUAGGGAAAACCCCAGAUGCCCCAAAUCAUUUGAGGAGCUGGGAGCCGAAGAGGCAGAAGCAGCCGAGCCUUGUGCACAGUGCCCUGGGGCAGGAGACCCAUGGAGAAGUUUCGGGAGGUGUUGAACUUGCACCUCAAACACCGCAACGCUCUGGGCUACUGCCUGGUGAGCCUGCUGACGGCGGGCGGGGAGCGCAUCUUCUCCACCACGGUCUUCCAGUGCCCGUGCAGCGCCGCCUGGAACCUGCCCUAUGGCCUGGUCUUGCUGCUGGUGCCGGCCCUGGCGCUCUUCCUCCUGGGCUGCAUGCUGAAGGAGAGCAACUGCGGCGUGCUGACCGGCUGCUGCUCCCAGGGCUGCCGCGUGGGGCUGCGCAAGGCCUGGGUGUGCGUGAACAUCAGCGUCUCCGCCUUGGUGACGCCGCUCAUCUGGGUGUCCAUGGCGUUGCUCGGGGGCACCUUCUACGAGUGCGCUGCCAGCGGGACCAAGUUAGCGGUACGGUACCUGUGCGGGAACUCCACCUCGAGCUGCUCUGCCCAGCUGCCGCUGGUGCCCUGCCAGCAGGCCCAGGCGCCCGACGUGAAGCAGCUGCAGAAGGAGCUGCAGAGGGAGCUCACGGCGCAGUCGCAGAUAAUAGGCUGGAGCCUGAUAGCAAUUGUUAUCAUCGUCCUCCUGAUUUUUACAUCAAUCAAUCGAUGCUGCUCUCCAGUUAGUUACAUGCGGCUGAAAUUUUGGGAAAUCUAUUUGCAACAGGAGCAGCAGAUUUUUAAAAGUCAAGCCACAGAACAUGCAACACAACUGGCAAAAGAAAAUGUCAAAUGUUUCUUUGAGUGCUCACAGCCACAGGAAUACAAAACUCCAAGUAUUGAAGACUGGCAGAAGAUUUCAUCACUAUAUACUUUCAUUCCAAAGGAGCAGUACUACAGUAAUGCACAAAUACGUGAACAAAAACAGAAGAAUCAAAGUAGCACAUCUCAAGAAUAUGCAAUGGUUCCUGGUCUUGGCUUUGCAGAUUCAUCUGAUAUGAACAGCACUACAGACUUAUGACCUUGUUAAUGAAUGGAAAAGAAAGCUCUUCUGAAUUAUUGAUGCCUUUAAAAGAAUAAAUGUGGGUAUUGUUUAUGACUCCUCGGUUUGGUCUUCCAAGUUAUGGAAACAUAGAAUAUUAAAUA
This is a messenger RNA of Capra hircus (goat), 1332 nucleotides long. Its product is annotated as protein FAM26F. Gene Ontology annotation, molecular function: monoatomic cation channel activity. NCBI's taxonomy places the organism in Eukaryota, Metazoa, Chordata, Mammalia, Artiodactyla, Bovidae. The coding region runs from base 263 to 1207 and encodes 314 amino acids. The transcript has 2 exons. The record is from RefSeq and is a predicted model, not a curated record.